AGAUCAAGGGUUUAUCAAUAUGUAUUAAUGGUUUGGAAUUUAUAUAAACGAAGAGGGUCUUAAUCCCCCUUUUAAUUAUUGGUAGUCUGAAAUUUGGAUAGUUACUAGCCCAAUCUUUGAGUGAUUGGAGAGCAAAACAAAAACAAAAAACAUGCACCUAAUUCCUUUUAUAUCCUUUGAUUGAAUAUGCAUACAUUGGUUUAUGAAAUCAAUUAUUUCUUUGAUGGUCUUCGUUGACAAUCUAUAUUCAAAAAAAUAAAAAUACAGUGAAGUUCCUGCACAGAAGAAACUGGAUUUUUUUAUGGCUGCAAUUUCCCUUGUGCACAAACGAUUGCAAAAUCACAAACAUAGAAGUGAUUCAUUUCAAGUUUUAAUUACCCCCUUACGUGAUAUUAACACAUUAAACGGAAGAUAUACAUAUUUGAACUUCUCAAACUCUUUUUUGUAAAAGAUUCAAUAUAUCUCUUCUAUUUGUGGAAGAGAAGUUUUCAAAAAAAAAGUACGAUAAGGAGUAUUUUUUUACUUUCAUUGGUAUUUGUGUUGAAACAAAUAUGGGUAGACAUAAGUCGAAGAAGAAUAUUAAACCCAAGACUCCAAGGGUUUAUAAGCACAAGGUUAAGCGUGAGGAUAGUCUGUCUGAUCAAAUUGACUGUGAUGACGAUGACGAUGACGAACCUUAUGAACCAGACCCGUGGCAGAAAAAGGGUUCAAUUUCCACCAACUCUAAGACCAAGCCAAAGAAAGAUAAAAUUGCCCCUAGAUCCAGUUUACAAUUUAAAGUUGGCCCUUCCUUUGAAAAAGUAUUGAUCGAUACACCUCUUUAUAGUAGAUCCUCAGGAGCAACAAUAACUCCUGUAAUUAAUUCUAGAGUUGAUCGUGGGUUUGAUCUUAUAGAUGGAGAAUGGAUAGGAUAUAAGAGGAACUAUUUUACAUUGGUUACUGCAUUUGAGUUCAAAUAUCACAGUAGAAAGCAGGUUUUAAAUGAUUCAUUUUUUGUGAUGGAUUCUGAUGGUCGCUUGGAAAUUAAAUUUUUUGCAUUAAGAAUUGUCUCAAAAUGUGUUGAGGAUGGCAUCAUGGUGAAUCUUAUUCAGCACACGGCGAAACGAGACAAGGGUCCACAGAUUCUGCCACCUGUGUACCCUUCUGUUCCCGGAACACUACCCACUCAUUUCACAAUAAAAAGUGCUGCAAAUAUUAGAAAUGAUGCUAAAAUCGCUCAUCUAAAUAAAUUAUUCUUUCUUUCCAGUGAUGAGGCAAUGCAUGCAUCUCCAAAUAAAUUAUUAAGUACUUAUCCAAUUGGACCUAUAUCUAUUGCAGCGAGGUACGAAAGGAUUCAAUUUUCCACCUCAAUCAAUUGCCGCAAAUAUUCAACAGUCAAUAGACAUUUUAUAUUGACAGUGCAAUUACUUGGCUUUUUUGAUGACGAUAAAAGUGUUAUAUUAGCACAUUCAAGUACCCCUGAAUUAGUUAUUAGAGGUAGAUCUCCUUCAAACUAUCAACUAGAGUUAUUGAAUUCAAAUAAUAGAUCAGUAAACUCGAAAACAAGUGAUCCUAAUGGAGUUGAGACUUCACCAAUGACUGAUCGAACCUCAUCAGUAUUGCAACCAAUUCUGCUUAAUUCUGUCACUAGAGAUGAUCAUCAAAUGAAUAACAAGAGAGUUACUGAAGUAAGUCCAAGAAAACCUAAAAAAAGUAGAAAGGAAAUGCAAGAUGAAGAAUAUGAUUUAUAUCACUAUACACCACAAAUGUCUUUAAUGAUGAAACAGGGGGAAAGGAUCUCUAAACGUCGCAAGAAGAGAAUUGAUGACAUUGAGAGUAGUCAACUUCUUAAACCAAUCUGGGAUUCUAAUGAAUUUGCGGAUGACUUAUUAAUGACCCAAGAUGAAUAUGACUGUACAUUUGAACGGGAACAACUACAUCAGCAUGAAAUCAAACAUGCAAUCCCGAAUUACUUUGAGGAUGAAUUUCAAUCGACUCCAAAAAAUAUCAUAUAUAAUGAAGGUAGACCAAGCUCUCUGAAUCAUUAUGUUCUUGAGCACUCCAAGAUUUCACAGGAAUACUCUAAAGAAAAAUUACAAGACGAUAAUGAAGAAAAGUCAUUCAAUGAGAUAAAUAAUUAUUGUAUAUCCAAGAGAAACUAUAUAUUAGAACUGAGUUUUAUGCCCGAAUGUGAGAUUGAUGAGGAUGAUCCGGAAGAGGAUAGUUUCCUAAUAUUCCAAAGAGAUUUUGAAGAAGCAAGACGUCAAGUAUUUAAUGUGCCAAAAAGUCAUUAGAAUAGAUGCAACAAACUAAAUUUCUU
Molecule: messenger RNA, 2299 nt
Organism: [Candida] anglica
Lineage: Eukaryota; Fungi; Ascomycota; Pichiomycetes; Serinales; Debaryomycetaceae
Source: the annotation of a GenBank genome assembly